GAGGAGGUAGAGGAAGAAAAGGAGGAAGAGGAGGAUGAGGUGGUCUACAUGGAGCCUGCCAUCCCUCUUUCCCCUAGUACUCCUGCUCAGGAAUGUGAGGAUACAGAAGUGGCAGCGGGGGAGGUAAAGAUUGGUUCCCCGUUGACUGAAGAGGAGGAAGAGGAGGAGGAAGAAGAGGAGGAGGAAGAAGAGGAGGAGGAAACAGAAGCAGGGGAGGUGGAAGAAGAGGACCACGACUCUCACAAAGCCCCACCUACCACAGUGGUCAUUGAGAUACGAUCUGAGGAAGAGGAGGGGGAAGAGGAGGAGGAAGAUGACUGUCUCUCACAGGGUUCGGGUGUGACAGAUGACUCAGAGACCUGGGAUAUGACCCGGGGGAACUUGGGACUGCUGGAGCAAGCCAUCGCCCUGAAGGCCGAGCAGGUGAGAGGGCCGCACGUCGACCAACAGUCUCCAGAGCACCAGCACUACCACAGCCCCGACGACAGGGCCAGCAAAGCCAUGGACCAAGCCAUGCGACACAGAGGACACCACAGCAAAGAAAAGAAGGAGGUGAAAUGCCCUACCCCUGGGUGUGAUGGGACGGGCCAUGUGACUGGGCUGUACCCCCACCACCGCAGCCUCUCUGGGUGCCCUCACAAAGAUAGGAUCCCACCUGAGAUACUGGCCAUGCAUGAGAACGUGCUGAAGUGUCCAACUCCAGGAUGCAUAGGCCAGGGUCACGUAAACAGCAAUCGCAACACACACCGCAGUCUUUCCGGUUGUCCCAUAGCAGCUGCAGAGAAACUCUCCAAGGGAGGCCAUGUCACCCCCAGUCACCCCCAGCCUUCAGUCAGCGAGCCCCCAACUGGGAGCCCCCAUUCAGACAGAGUUCUCCGACCAAUGUGUUUUGUGAAGCAGCUGGAGAUCCCUCAGUAUGGCUACAGACCCAACAUGGUGCCUGCCACACCCCGUGCCAACCUGGCCAAAGAGCUGGAGAAAUAUUCCAAGGUCUCCUUCGACUAUGCAAGCUUCGACGUCCAGGUGUUUGGGAAGCCUUUGCUGGUUCCAAAGAUACCCACCACCAGUCAAACCUCACCCAAAGCCUUCAAAUCUAAACCAUUCCCUAAGGCCACGUCCCCGGGCCAUAGCUUCUCGGGAGGAUAUGCAAAGAGCAGCUCCUCCUCGUCCUCCAGUGGCUACGAUUACACCCAUGAUGCCGAGGCUGCUCACAUGGCUGCCACUGCCAUUCUGAACCUGUCCACACGCUGCUGGGAGAGUCCAGAGAAACUUUGCACCAAACAGCAGGACCCAGCUGGCAAGGACAUAGAUAUUGAAGUGGAUGAGAAUGGGACACUGGACCUGAGCAUGAAGAAGCCCAUCAAGAUGGAAGGGAUGCAAUCACCAGACCCCUGCUCUUCCUCCUCCUCGCAGCACCCGGGAGACGUUCCCUCGUCCCAGGGCCACCUACAGGAGGAGUUGGAGGGGCCUCUGGACUUCACUAAGCCAAACUGUCCCAAAGAGAAGGAGGAGCAGGAUGAGAUGGACUAUGUGGCCCACUCCUACACCUCCUCUGAUGCAGAAGAUGAUGACAUCACCCAGGAGAGCAUGGAGGACAGGAAGUACCCAGGCGAGGUCACCACGUCCAGCUUCAAGGUCCAGUUCUCACCCAAAGACUGCAAAAAAGAGGUUCUACUAUGUCCCACCCCAGGUUGUGAUGGCAGUGGGCACAUCACUGGAAACUACGCUUCACAUCGGAGGUGUCCGACCCCUGAAUGCGAUGGAUCAGGUCACAUCACUGGAAACUACGCCUCCCAUAGAAGUUUGUCUGGAUGCCCCCGUGCUAAGAAAGGUGCCAUCAAGACAACACCCACCAAGGAUGACAAGGAAGACCCUGAGCUUUUAAGUCGAUGCCCGGUGCCCGGCUGUGACAGCCUGGGCCACAUCAGUGGGAAGUAUGCCACCCACCGUAGUGCCUAUGGGUGCCCGCUGGCAGCGCGGCGUCAGAAGGAGGGGCUCCUCAACGGUUCUCCUUUCUCCUGGAAGGCCUUCAAGACGGAGGGCCCCACCUGUCCCACCCCCGGCUGUGAUGGAUCAGGACACGCCAACGGCAGCUUCCUCACACACCGCAGUCUCUCUGGUUGUCCCAGAGCCUCCGCUAAUAAGAAGAGAAGCAGGUUCCCUGGAGACGAGUACAUUACAGCAAAGUUCAAGGCCAGCGAUGUUCUGGAUAAUGAUGAAGAUAUCAAGCAGCUGAACAAAGAGAUUGGGGAACUGAGUGAGUCCAACUCAGAGAUGGAGGAUGAUAUGAUGAACCUGCACACACAGAUCUCAUCCAUGGAGAAGAACCUGAAGAGUAUGGAGGAGGAAAACAAGCAGAUCGAGGAGAGGAACGAUGCCCUGUACAUGGAGCUGUCUGGCCUGAGCCAAGCUCUGAUCCGCAGCCUGUCCAACAUCCGGCUGCCACACAUGCAGGAACCUAUGUCGGACCAGAACUUCGAUAAUUACGUGGACACCUUGACCCAUAUGUUCUCCAAUAAAGAUUGCUACCAAAACCCGGAGAACCGCGCUCUGUUGGAGUCCAUCAACCAAGCAGUAAAAGGCAUCGAAGUGUAGUCUCUAAAAGUGUGGUGAGACAUAAUGGAACAUACGAAAGGGAGGUAGAAGAGGGUAGAGGAGGCAAGGUGACAUGGUGUCUGGGUAUACACAGCCCAACAACCAUAAAUAAUCAUCCCUUGCUUUUGGAAUAUAUACUUGGUUUUUCUCUUAUUUGUUUUGGAGAAAAUAUGUUGUCCAUUUCAUGUUGCUCCCCUCCCUGUUUGCAUGAAGGUUAACAGGAUCAAUGGACACACAAGUGUUUUUUGUGCGCAUUGAAGUAAACUGUGUUGGUGUGGGUGUUUGGGAACCUUACGAGGGGUAUAAUAAAAAAAGACAUCCACUUUAAUUGUACAGAACAGACUAAGAAUGCAGUAUACUGGCUCCAAUACCCCAUCAUAACAUACGCUCCAAAAUAGUGUACUUGUGUUCCAACCCUAUUGAGUAAUGUUGAUAGUAUUUAUGGGCAUAGAUAUUGCACUUCCAGGAAUAGUUUGUGGUUUCAUUAUUAUUGUUGUGUGUGAAUAUGAGUCUGUUUAAUAUAUUAUUUAUUCAUGUUGUGUUAAUUUAGCUUAUUUAUUCAGCAUUUAUUUAUUGACUUAUUUAUUUUUACAAAAAAAAUGACACUGAAGACAUUUUUAAACAGCAACUGAGAGGACUUGUUUAUCCUCUGCAUUGUUGAAAAAGAGGAAAUAUUUUAAAAUAUCAACUAUAAAUUGUUUUAUAUAUCUUAUUUAUUUGAAAUACUGGGAUCUUUUUUAAGUGCAAAUAUUUUGUAACCGACAAGUUUUGAUAAUUUUUUAAAGAGUUAGAUUUUUGUUUAUAUCAUUUAUUUUAUUUCCAUAAAGUAUUUUGAGACACCUUUGCAAUGAACUAGGAAAAAUAGGAUGAACGUAUUUAAUAUUUAUUUGAUAAUGAAGAACAAAGUGAAUGGAGAUGUUGAUGUAUAUUUAUUUUGUAUUGUCUAUGUCACGUGUUAGUGAUGAUGGCUGUGUAUGGAUUAGUCUUUGCCCAUAUGUUGAUUUUGAAAUAAAGGAAAACCUGUGCUA
Oncorhynchus tshawytscha (Chinook salmon) is the source of this 3623-nucleotide messenger RNA. RefSeq names its product myelin transcription factor 1-like. The record is from RefSeq and is a predicted model, not a curated record. The transcript has 16 exons. Gene Ontology annotation, biological process: regulation of transcription by RNA polymerase II. Bases 49 to 2595 code for a protein of 848 amino acids. NCBI's taxonomy places the organism in Eukaryota, Metazoa, Chordata, Actinopteri, Salmoniformes, Salmonidae. Gene Ontology annotation, molecular function: zinc ion binding; RNA polymerase II cis-regulatory region sequence-specific DNA binding; DNA-binding transcription factor activity, RNA polymerase II-specific. Gene Ontology annotation, cellular component: nucleus.